GUCAGGCUGAGGAGAGGCAGGAGGAGAAUAAAGUGAACACUUGGGAGGUGAAGAUGGGAGGAAUGGCUUGAAGACUUGCUCUGAAAGUAUCGGUGAACCCAAAGCUGCUGGAUUAAUCCCACAAUUGAUCCUUUUUUAAUCGCUGUGUGCUACUGGACACCAGCAUCACAAUGGGCAAUGAGAACAGCAGUGCAGAAAACCAGAGUGCUCCACAAGAUUCAGAGCUGAGCCAACCUCCAGGUAGUGGGCACAGUCUGAAGAGCCCUCAGGAAAAGAGCACAGGAAGAUCUGGAGGUCAGGACAUCUCGGAUCUUCUCCCUGCUGCUCUGUGUCUGGCUGAGAGCUCAUCCCCAUCGAUUCCAGGACCUGCAAGCAUCAGUAGCUCCAGUGCUGAAGAUUUAUCAAAUCUCAAUUCAAGCGCGGUGUCUUCAGGACAGAACAUGAUCUCACAAGAGCAAGGAGGACAAACAGGCUCUAAUUUAUUAACGCAGGCUGCAGAAGCCGGAGACAGAAGUCUGCCUGCUCCGAUGCCUUUAGCAGGCUGUGCUGAAGAACAUCUCUCAGCAGCCCUUGCAAGCAGCAGUGACAAACUGCCAGCCUUGGAUCGCAAGGAAGCGGUGCCAUCGGCAGGUCCAGUGCACGACACAGAGGGAAGAGCACGUGCUGCCUCUGCGGACAGAGGCCCAGAGUGGGACAACGCUGCUGCUGCUUCUAUAAAAACCAGUGACAACGAUCCUAGAAGCCCAAGCCCGGAGCCCAGCACUCCCUCAGCAAUUAGAGGAGAGCAAAGAGUCGCACAAAUGAGUUUGAGUGAAUUAGGAUUGGUCUGGCAGAGCGAACAGCUGGGUGGCAUGAGGGAACCACAUGCCGACACGUUCCCCCAGGGCAGAGAAACAGGAGAUUAUUUUACUGCGCAGGGGGCCAAGCAGGAGCGAGGAGGUUUGGAAGUAGGUCAGGCACAGGCUGUAACACAGCAAGGUAGACGGAGCCCAGAUGGUGGGGAGGGUCUGCUAAUGAAAAAAGAAACCUUAAUCAUAAACUAUCCAGCAACAGGAGGCUCAGACAGUGAAAAACUUGGAACAAUGGUGAACACUCGGGGCUUCCCUGAGACCAGUGAGGUCUGUAACCCACAGAUGGGGGCUGUAACAGCAGCUGAAGGGAACGAGGCAAAGCCACCUCUAUCUGGAAGCAAAGGGGAAUGCUCAGAACUCUGUAAUUUAAUGUCAGAGUUGCCUUCUAACCCUCCAAAUCUCUUCCUGGUACCAAAGCCUGAAGAGCCUUUGAGGGAAUAUGCGCCUGGAAAUAACUCUCAAGAUCCAAUAAGGAAUGAAGUGAUGAAAACAGCCUCUGAAAAAAAUGAACCCAGUUUUCAAAGAGAGCUUCAAAAGGAAGAUGAGCUUGUUAGUGCCGAGCAUUUCAGUGUGCCUUUAUCAGUUAAGCGAGAGGAAGAACAAAAAUCGGCUGUCACAACUGAGAGCCCAAAAGAUGAAGCCGGUAGCGAUGAACGGAUAAAAGCUGGUGAUGUGCCUGGAGAAGGCACCACGUGUUCUGAAACAGAAAGCAUUAUCAAUCCCACCAAGGAAAGUUCCCUGGCAGAUAAAAGGUUAUUACUGGAAGAAUAUGCAUUAAGUACUUCUCUGAGAGGAUCCACAGAGUGGAAUCAAAAAGAAACGGAGGCGAAUGAAGUGGGAGAGAAAACCAAACUUGGAACAGAGGAGGCACGAGUGACUGAAACCAGUGAAUCACCGGAAGGGUCAAGGAGGGCAGAGAGACAACAGUUGACCUCUGUUAGCCACCACCAGCAUGGGGAAAAUACCAACGGGGGACACAGUCCUGAAGAACUCGGCCUUUAUGAAAAGACUUCAAUGGGUGACCUGAAGGAAGCAGCCUGGGGAAUGAAUUCAGACAGUGAUUUUAAAUCGCCCAAAGAUAAUUCACUCUCUCUUAGUUGUAAACCAGAACAACAAAUGAAUAAAGAGGAAGACACUGCCAAAGAUGACCUGGCUUUGCUGAUGUCUCCGAGGGAAGAACGCCUACUGAGUUCCGAUUGCUUUAACACUGAUGCAGAAGACAAAACUUCAGGCCAGCCGGGCUGUGAUGGGACUGAAAAGGUUUGUUUAGCCAGUGCACACAGUUUACCGCUCCUCCACUCCAAGAACAAUAACACUGAGCAGAAUAAGCAGGGCGAGUCUUGGGAAGGGGCUUUUGCUAGAGAAACUGUGCUAAAAUCUGAAAGCAAAACUGCGAGUCAAGAAAAGGCAGAGAGCUGCGGCAAGGCAGAAGAGAGUGCGAAAACGUCCAAAUCAAAACUUGAGCUCCAGGGCUUAAAUGAGUUGGCAGAGACUGUGGAUCGCGUGGCUGUACAAACUGAGGAGGCCUCGCGGGGUUUGGAAACCAAAGAAGUGAACAGUCCCAUCACGGAAGGGCCUCGCAGCGAUCCAGAGCGAGGACCUGCAGCUGCGCAAAGCGGUGCAGUGGAUGGGAAGGAAAAUGGGGGUUUCCAACAAAGAGAGCACCAAACUGCGGUGGGAAGCUUUGUGGAGGACAAGGAUUUGGCACUGAAGAGUGAAUGCGGAUCGGCUGUGCUGGUGCAAGCUCAGCUGGAGCAAGGGGCUGCAGAAAGUCCCAGGCACACGCAGAUGGCUUGUUUGGAAACCUCCCCAGCUGUAGCUGGGACUUCGGGACUCGCUCCUCGGCAAGUUGAGGUGGAAGAUGGGGGUGACGGCCACGUCAGUGAAAACAAUUGCCCCUCGGAGAGUGCCAUGUACAGCUCUUUGGAGACCUCAGAGUGCAGCAUCAGGGACCUGCAAGAAGAUGCAGAUAUUCCAGCCACUCUUCCCCAGGCAGAGCAAACAGAGAAAACCGUGCCUGCUGCUGGUGGCAGUGGCUGGAUUUCCAAACCAGACCUUGAACAGCAGCGGCAGCAAAGCAGUCCGACAACUGUCACUGGAGCAGAUGAUCAGGAGCACAAAGAAAGGGCUCUAAAACUUGAACAGCCAUUGGACCUAAAUAAUCACAGCGACAUACCAGGAAUGCCUCUAAACAUUUCCAACAACCUCGGUAAAGAAUCUUCUGUGCAAGGUCCCGCACUGACCCAAUGCAGCUCUGAUGCCGUAAGAGAAAAGGGUGAGGAUAAAAGCUGUGCUGUGGUGUUGGAGGAUGUGUGCAGCGGCCAACAGGGGCAAAACAUUGCUGGUGUGACCACGCUUCAUUUGCAGGAUUGCAAAAAGCAAAACAACACUGAUCUCAAGGCAGAAGAGAACUGCCGCGGUAAGCAAAACCCAAACAUGCCUGAGCAGGAUAAUAAUUCUUUGAUCUCAGCUAGUCAGCAUGAAGCAGCGUGUCAGAGCGAUACGUGCUCUAAAGAAUCUGACAAGACCGAGCAGCCAGGCAGCGUAUGCAGGAUAAAGGAUAAUGCUGGUGAGAGCCGUGCUGUGGCUAUAAACGCUCGUCUGGGGACACAGAACUCGGCAAGUGCCACUAACACAUCGCAGGCUGUGCCAAGCAAUACAGAAAUAGCACAUACUUCUGAUAAUCCUGAGAAAAACGAUCCCCAAACAUCUCCUCCAGAAACUCCAGGGAAAAGGCCAUUAAUGGCAAAAAGCUCUGACGAGAUUGAAGGUCUGGCUGCUGCUGAGGGAAUCGUCCAGAAAGAUGGGAACGGGGAGAUAAGUUGUGGGGACACGGCUUCUGCUGCAGGGACAAGCAGUUUGGAGGCUGAUAGAAGCCCAGGGGCACAAGGAUCUCCCUCACCAUUACAGGCACAGGGGGAGGUAAUUCCCACAGAGCUGUGUAAUUCCAGCUGUGUUCUGACAUCAGAGGAGCCUGGUGAAGGCCAAGCAAACUCCACAGCCCUCUCCACUGGCACCUCUGCUCCCAGCCAACAGCCGGGGAACAGUGCGGACAGUGGUACCGGUGGGGAAUUACCAAAAGAUGAGCUGGAAGCUGUGGCACACCAAAACCCCUUAGAAAGUACCUCUGAUUUGGUGAUUGCUGCAGGUUCUCAGGUGCCUGAGCAUUUAGGCCCUUCCCUCAGGGCAAGCACAGGUCAACCAGCGAGCUUGGAAAACACCUCUGUAGGGAGCGUGCGUGUGAAUGAGAAAGGUGCUCCGGACCACAGUGUUCAGGGGGAUGGAGACAGGAGUUCAGUCCUGGCGGAGACUCUAAAUGUGGGGCAGAGUAGUGGAAACCCAUCACAGUCCCGUUCUGAGGAGCUGGAGAAAGAGAUAUCUGCAGUUAAAUCCGAAGAAACACAAAAUGAGGUAAACUUCAAAGAAGAGCAGAGUGACAGUUCAGCAGAGCCUGGGCUGGCUCUCCCUGCUCUGGAAGGGGAGCUGCGGAGCCUUUCAUCUGCUGGUAAACAAGAGGGCUCUAAUGGGGAAACUGCAACUGAUAUCUGCGUGGAUGACGGGGGCGGCGAGAUCUUAGAGAAACCUGGGAAUUCAGAGAAAAUGGGAGAGCUUUCAAAAGAGGAUAACAACAUAACCGGGGCAAAGAUCGGUAUUGCCGAGCAGCCUGCAGAGAACUCCGGGCGGGAGCAUGAGGCUCUGACUUGCGGCUCUCUGGAUAUCGGCUCCAGCCUCCCAGACUUCAGGCAACACAUCAGCCAGAUAUUUAAAAAGUCUGUCCACAGCACGCUGAGUGCCGAAUUACCCCAGCUUUUGUCUGAAAAUCAUGCAGACUUCAAGCAGAGCCCGGUGGCCAAGGAUACAGCGGAGUUGUGUGGUGCCGAGAGCUUUCCAGGGUCUAAAAAGACUGGCAGAGGAGCUCCCGAGCGCACCUCGGAAGCAGAGGGACAAGAGUUGUCUUUAGCUACUGGGGCUUCCUGCAAAGCUGUCAAAGGCAAACCUCUGCAACAAGAAAACACGGUGUCAGAGCUGCCACCAGCAGAUCUCCAGGACACUGUGGAAAACAGGCAGCUCAGUGGCUGUUUAGAAGUGGUCCCUGGGCUGGAUGGGGCUACACCAGCUGAAGGCGCUCUGGAAAAGCUGCCAAAGCCAGAGAGAACCCCUGAGCAUCCAGCGAGCAGUGGGAUGGAGAGAAAGGCGGGCGUCUGUGCUGGUGGCGUUGAUCCUGAAUCGCUAAUAAGCUUAGAGAUAAAGAAGCAAGGACAGGCUUCGUUUGAUGGGGCAGCAGCUGAGAACUUCCCUGUGUAUUCCGACAGUAAGCAACAACCCUCUGGAGCUGUUAUCUCCACAGGCGAUGUGCAGGAGCGUGGCUUAGGAGAUGCUGCCACCGCAGAGGGAAAUAACUUAAUUACAGAGCGCAAUGCAGAACCAGCCUCAGCUAAAGAGGAUGUAAGUCUUCCUACUGAACAGUGCCAGGAUCCCGAGGCAAAUGAACAGGAGAAAAGUGAGUACGGUGAUCCAGACGCUGCCAAGAGCAUCUCUGACAUGGCAGCUUCAGCGCUUGUCCCCGGAGGAUCUUACAGUCAUCGAAAAUUGGUGGAGAAUUUUAAUGUGUCACUUGAGGAAAAUCAGGAGAGACCCAUCUGCAGCGAGUUUAUGCAUGAUAUUAAGGCUCCAAAUGACACACACAUGAUCCAGGAUGAUCCAGGAAAUAGGAAAUGCUCGGAAACAUUGGAAAAAUCACAAGAUGCACAGGAAGAAAGGAAAGCAAACAUGCAUGGAUUAAUAGAUUACUUAAAAAAUGAACUAAACCAGGAUGCUGAUUGCUUGGAAGCUGACUCUAAACUAGACUCCAGCAAUAUGAGUGAGGGAGACAUAAAAGAAAACAGUGACAUGGCAUUAGGCACAGCAAACGCUGGUAAGGAGCGAACUGGAGACAUGCCUGGAACAGGUACUGCAGGGAUGUUAGUCACUGGGGAAGGUGCCUCAGCCUUAAACACCAGCACUGAAGAGCAGGAGACGGACCUGUACACAAAUCCCUCUCCAGCUGUGGUGGAGCAGGGGGAGCAUUCUGCAUGUACAGAUCUCGCUGUUGCUGAAAGUCAGCCGAGCGAGAUGGAUUUGGAACAUGAAAGCUUACUUGGGGAUGCCAAAAGCAAACUACCACUGCGUGAAUUCACUGAGCCCGAGAACCCUGACCUCGCUGAACUCCAGGACGUGGCUGUGGCAGCAUUACCUCCAGAAAGAACUACACGGUCUGAUAGCAGCAAAGAAGCUGAUAACCUCUGUUCUGGGGAUGUACCUUUGGCUGCGGGCCCUGGGGAUGGUGUAGAACUCCCUGCUCCAGAAACAGAAGGGUUCGCGAGGGACGAGAAGAGGAGCUCUGACUCUGAAGAAGCGUUUGAGACCCCGGAGUCCACCACACCAGUAAAGGCACCACCUUUGCCCCCGCAGCCUCCCCCCGAAGCGGCUGCAGCAGUUGUAGCAGACGGAGCAGAACAAGAAAUAAACCCCCAGCUGCCCGUGGAAGACACAGGGUUAUGUUCAGAAACCGUACCUGUAACUGAUGUCUCUAACAGCGAGUCAGUUGAAGAAAGCCCUUUCCGUCCCCCUUCCCGUUCUUUUUCCACCGUCUUCGAUGAGGACAAGCCAAUAGCCAGCAGUGGAACUUAUAACUUGGACUUCGAUAACAUUGAGUUGGUUGAUUCUCUCCAUGCCUUAGGACCGAGCUCUCCGGAAUCAAAGAAUCGUGAUCUCAAAGCGAAUGUUCGAAGAAAAUCCACCGAUUCAGUCCCAGUUUCCAAAUCUACGUUGUCUCGCUCUCUUAGCUUGCAGGCAAGUGAUUUUGAUGGAGCAUCUUAUCUUGGGAACAGUGAGACGUUAGCACCGGCAGCAGAUGCGUAUGGUACUGGUUCAAGCAGUGCUUCUAGUACCCUUAAGAGAACAAAGAAAUCCAGACCAGCUUCCUUAAAAAAGAAGCAGCCAGCAAAGAAACCUCUGGAGGCUCCACCAGUGAAGGAAACGCCACAAGAACCAUCUGACCUUGGCCAAGCAGCUUGUGCCCCAGGUGAGGAUAAACCCAUACCUGAUGCCAAGGCUGACUCAGUAAAGCCCAAAUGUACUGAACCUUCUAAAAUCUCUGCUGAGAAACAGGAGGCCCCGUGUGUGCCUGAAGGAUCCUAUCCCUUGGAUUCAGACAGUUUUGAAGGGAUCGGUGGGUUUGCCACUGGAGGCAGCAAAGUUCAGAACUCUCCCCCUGCCAAUAAGAAAACGCUACCUCUUACAACGGCACCAGAGGCUGUGGAGGUGACUCCGCCUGACACGGGAGGACAGGAGGACCCUCCGGUCAAAGGCGUUGCCGUGAGGCUGGAGUUCGAUUAUUCUGAAGAGAAAGGGGUGAGUGAAGACCAGCAGGAGAGUACUCCUCCUCCCAAAAAAGCAGGUAAAAAGCCUGGUGCUAAAAUGCCACUACGGAGGCCAAAGACUAAAAAGUCAGUGGAAAAGCUUGACAAUGCUCCCACCACACCGACCAAGUCACCUGUGGAUCCAAACGAAAUCCCUAUCACAAAAGGCUCGUACACUUUUGAUAUUGACAAGUGGGAUGAUCCUAAUUUUAACCCAUUCUCAUCUAGUACAAAAAUGCAAGAAUCGCCCAAACUGCCUCAGCAAACGUAUACUUUUGAGCCAGACACGUGCGAGGACUCUAUUGACCCUUUCAAGUCUUCUUCCAAGAUAGCCAGCUCACCCUCUAAAUCUCCAGCUUCCUUUGAGAUACCAGCCAGUGCCAAUGAAACAAACGGAACUGAAGGAGACAGUUUGAAUAAACCUGCAAAAAAGAAGAAGACACCACUAAAAACGAUGGUAGAAGAUGUGAUGUCUGUAUGUUCUCUAUUUGAUACAUUUAGGGUGAAAAAAUCACCAAAAAGAUCCCCACUAUCUGAUCCUCCUUCGCAGGAUCCCACUCCACUGCCAACUCCAGAAACACCUCCUGUCAUAUCCACAGUGGUUCAUGCGACAGAUGAGGAGAAGCUGGCAUCGUCUGUGACCAGUCAGAAAUGGACCUGCAUGACUGUGGACCUGAACACAGAUAAGCAGGAUUACCCGCAGCCGUCGGAUCUGUCUACGUUUGUCAAUGAGACAAAGUUCAACUCUCCUACAGAGGAACUGGAAUAUGGCAACUCAUACGAAAUAGAAUAUAUGGAGAAGAUAGGCUCCUCUGUGCCUCAGGAUGAUAGCACCCCAAAGAAACAAUCUUUGUACCUAAUGUUUGAUGCACAGCAGGAGAGCCCGGUCAAAUCGCCUCCCGUCAGGCUGUCGGAUUCCACAACGCCGUGCUCGGGGUCGAGUUUUGAAGACCCUGAAGCCCAGCAGUCAUCUGGAAUGAAGAUACAACAUCCAGCUUCCCGAGUCCUAGCUGCCAGCCAGGAGGCACACUUACAGUCGCCUGACAAGUCAAAGCAGAAAGACCUAGAACCAAUGACCCUCGGAACAACUCCGGAGGCUAUUGAAAUAGCAUCUCCUGAAGACUCCUUUGUCUCUGCUGAUGCUCUUCUCAAUAGGAUAUCUAAGAAAACCUCCCUGUGUGAUCAGCCUGAGUACCUAGAUCCUGACUUAGCCGAAAAGAACCCCCACGUAUUUGCUCAGAAACUUCAGGAGGAGUUAGAGUUUGCUGCCAUGACGAUAGAAGCGCUGAAGUUAGCCAGGCAGAUUACCAUGUCUUCUUUCUGCUCCGAGAGAGAACCUGCUAUCCCAGCAGAUGUUUCCAUCUCUAAAAGUGCGCUGUACUCCCGGAUCGGCACCUCGGAUGCAGAUGGCACCGCGGCUCUUCUCUACCCCCAGCAGGAUUUGGACUCUGCCCUGCGACUCGCCAGAGCAGAGAUUGUGGCCAAGGAAAGAGAAGUGUCUGAGUGGAAAGAGAAAUAUGAAGAAAGCAGAAGGGAAGUGAUGGAGAUGAGGAAAAUAGUUUCAGAAUACGAGAAGACGAUUGCUCAGAUGAUAGAGGAUGAACAGAGAGAGAAAUCUGUCUCCCACCACACCGUUCAGCAGCUGAUAGUGGAGAAGGAGCAAGCUUUGGCGGAUCUGAACUCAGUAGAGAAAUCACUGGCAGAUCUUUUCAGGAGAUAUGAGAAAAUGAAAGAAGUAUUGGAGGGGUUUCGGAAGAAUGAAGAAGUGUUAAAGAAAUGUGCGCAGGAGUACUUAUCACGAGUAAAGAAGGAAGAACAGAGAUACCAAGCACUCAAAAUUCACGCGGAGGAAAAACUGGACAGAGCCAAUGCUGAAAUUGCACAAGUGAGAGGCAAGGCUCAGCAGGAGCAAGCGGCGUACCAGGCCAGCCUUCGCAAAGAGCAGCUGAAAGUGGACGCCUUGGAAAGAACACUGGAACAAAAGAAUAAAGAGAUAGAAGAGUUAACAAAGAUUUGUGAUGAACUGAUUGCCAAAAUGGGGAAAAGCUAACUUUUAACCAAAUCUCUGGACUUGGCUUCCGAGUGCAAUAUGACCGUUGGCACACUGAUGUCCAUGCGUUUAUGUGGACAGGUUAUAUUUUCACUUUUUCGUAUGCACUACUGUAUUUUCUUUCUAAAUAAAGUUGAUUUAAUUGUAUGCAGUACGAAGAUGACUAUCAGAAUUUCUUGCUAUUGUUUGCAUUUUCAUAGUAUAAUUCAUAGCAAGUUGAUCUCAAAGUUCCUGUAUCAGGGAGAUUGUCAAGUUCUCGAAGAAAUUACAAAUUGCUGAUCCUAGCCUUCCCUUUGUACAUGAGUUCCCAUGUUGGAUGUCUUUUGGAUUUAAUAUAAACGUGUAUUACUUGCAUGGGGACUCUUGCCUUAAGGAGUGUAAACUUUAUCUGCAUUUGCUGAUUUGUAAUAUAAGAUAUAAAAGGAAAAAAAAAGGAAAAUGCAUGUCACUGAAAUGAAAUUCUCUAUUGUAAA
This is a messenger RNA of Cuculus canorus (common cuckoo), 9775 nucleotides long. RefSeq names its product transforming acidic coiled-coil containing protein 2 (gene TACC2). NCBI's taxonomy places the organism in Eukaryota, Metazoa, Chordata, Aves, Cuculiformes, Cuculidae. Gene Ontology annotation, cellular component: cytoplasm. The record is from RefSeq and is a predicted model, not a curated record. The transcript has 22 exons. Gene Ontology annotation, biological process: cerebral cortex development; mitotic spindle organization; cell population proliferation. Bases 171 to 9302 code for a protein of 3043 amino acids.